AUGUCAGACCGCACCGCAGAAAACUCCACGAACGGCCAAGGAGGCCCAGGAGACCGCCAGCCCGAGUCGGCCAGCGAGAUUCCAGCAAGCCAGAACAGCGAGCACAGCAGCGACUCACCUCAGCACCGCCAGCAGAUCUGCCAGCAGGAAACCGACUUGAACUACUACCGGAAGUUCCUGGAAGACUUGGUCGCCGUCAUGCGCGACGCUCAUAGCGAUUCUGUCGCUCAGCUUGUCUUGCUCAUUCGCUCCGGGGCAUCAAACGAGGAGAUCCACCUCGCCCUUCAACGUGUCCGAGACGAAAGCUGA
Messenger RNA from Penicillium digitatum Pd1, 309 nucleotides. RefSeq lists its product as uncharacterized. The record is from RefSeq and is a predicted model, not a curated record. Lineage: Eukaryota; Fungi; Ascomycota; Eurotiomycetes; Eurotiales; Aspergillaceae.